AUGGAGUCGGAAGAUACGGCUUUGGCCCGAUUCUAUGGCCUCCCUAAGGCGCACAAAGACGGCGCUCCUCUCCGACUCAUCGUGUCGCUCAAAGGAACUCAAACGUACGCACUGGCAAAGUGGCUGUUCCGGCGUCUCAAGUUCCUGACCGCUGAGUCAGACACAACCGUCUCUUCGUCAGCACAAUUCCUGGGGAAACUCAAAGGGGUAAGCAUCCAUCCAAAUGUGGUCAUGGUAUCUUUUGAUGUUACAUCCCUUUUAACUUCUAUUCCCCAGGACCUGGCGAUCGAGACAAUUGAGCUGCUACUACAAAGCAAAUACGAUGAAACGGAGAACCGUCUUGGACACGCCCAAAUCCUUCAGCUCCUGAAGCUCUGCCUCAGGACGUACUUCACGUUCGACGGGACAAUCUACGAACAGGUGAAGGGCACACCAAUGGGUUCGCCGAUUUCGGGAUUCAUCGCCGAGGCGGUCCUGCAACGGUUAGAGUCGCUGGUCUUCCAACACCACAGACCGAAAUUCUGGGCCCGGUAUGUGGAUGAUACCUUCGUCGUCAUCGAACGGGAUCAGGUGUUGACAUUCCAAGAACAUCUCAACGCCGUCUUCCCGGACAUUCAAUUUACGAUGGAGGAGGAAGAGAACAACCAGCUGGCCUUCCUGGAUGUCCUCGUAUGCCGCAAAGAUUGUGGUGAACUAAAAACACAAGUGUUCAGGAAAGCGACAAAUACGAUGCAAGUACUGAACUUCAACAGUAACCACCCAAUCAGCCACAAACGCAGUUGUGUAAGGACGCUCUAUCGGCGUGUCGAAACGCACUGCCAUGAACCGGAAGACAAAAUUGCUGAACUACAAUACCUCCGACGGGUCUUCAAAGCCAAUGGCUACCCGCGCAACUUCGUCGACCGGUGCAUACGCAAAAGGGACGAGAGGCCUAACCGCACGGACACCAAAUCUUGGCGGGCACUUCCGUAUGUGAAGAACGUUUCGGAAGCUGUCGGCCGCCUUCUCGCACCACUUGGGGUUGGAGUGGCACACAGACCGGAGGCCACCAUCAGGCGUCAAGUAAUGAAACCGAAAGACCCGCUGCCACGACAAGAAACGUCUGGAGUCGUUUAUCGGAUCUGGUGCAGUUGCGGACAAAGCAACUACGUCGGAGAAACCGGAAGACAGCUCCAAACGAGAAUGGCCGAACACGCGGCAGCAGUGCGCAGAAAUGACGCCAGCUCUCAAGUUGCGGCUCAUUCGACGAGAUCCGGCCACACAUUCAAAUUUGAUGAGGCCGAAAUUCUCGCAAGAGGUUACAACCGCGUGAGCCGGGAGCUACUGGAAUCAUGGUUUACUGGCCCCCAGUCCAUCAACAAGUGCAACGAUCUUCCGACUCCAUACUCCGUGCUAAAUCUUCGCCCAGGCGGAGUAACAAGCCAUGCGGGGAGAGCAGAGGGGAACACUUUUCCUAACACCGGGGUCGGUGCGUCAGAUGUUCGAGCAAUCAUCACGCCAACAUCCAACGCACGUGAUAAAAUUGCAGCAAUUGUCGACUUGAAUGUCGGCCAUCAAGCAAUGAUCACAAUAAGUGCGACGAUCCCGGAUGAAGGAGGGGAGCCGUGA
Messenger RNA from Spirometra erinaceieuropaei, 1608 nucleotides. Lineage: Eukaryota; Metazoa; Platyhelminthes; Cestoda; Diphyllobothriidea; Diphyllobothriidae. The record is from the annotation of a GenBank genome assembly.